Debaryomyces hansenii CBS767 is the source of this 942-nucleotide messenger RNA. RefSeq names its product mitochondrial 37S ribosomal protein uS15m. Gene Ontology annotation, cellular component: ribosome. Gene Ontology annotation, molecular function: structural constituent of ribosome. Gene Ontology annotation, biological process: translation. The record is from RefSeq and is a predicted model, not a curated record. The transcript has a single exon. The coding region runs from base 1 to 942 and encodes 313 amino acids. Lineage: Eukaryota; Fungi; Ascomycota; Pichiomycetes; Serinales; Debaryomycetaceae.
AUGUUUCAAAUAGGUUAUCGUUUGUUCUCUACGGGGAGACCAAUACUUAAUGCAGUACCGCAAAAGAUCCAACCUAUACUCGCGGCUAAACAAUUCAUUCCAGAUCAAGCUACCAGAUCCAAGGUGAAAUCUCUUAGAAGAAGAGAGGCGAGACUCAAAAGGCAAAUUGUCAGAGAUGUCAAUAAUGUCAAGAAGCAUUCUUUAGAAAAUGUGAAGUUUCAAGUUGAUCCUGUUUUGGGGGAUGAAAACAAUGCAUUUAUAAAAAGAGUGAGAGCCGAAUUACAGGAACCAACAAACUUAGCGUAUGGUUAUCAAAGGGAUGAGUUCGAGAAGCUAUUGUACGGUGCUGAGAAGGCCAAUAUAGACAGAAACAGUGGAAGUAAUAUUUUGCAUGAUUCUAUAAGUGCAUCCGAAGAGAGAAAAAAGAGAGCGUUGUUGACUAUUCUCAAUAUUAAAAAUACCAACUCACAAGACAGAAAGAAGGCAGCUAUCCAAUACGCCCGUGAACAAUUUCAGAGAGAAGAAGGUGAUACCGGCUCGCCAGAGGUUCAAGCUGCUGUAUUGUCUGUCAGAAUUCACUUAGGAAUGGACCAUGUUAAGCAAUUCUUCAAGGACAAAGAGCACAUUCAACACGUCCGUCACAUGGUCCAACAAAGACAAUCCAUAUUGAAGUACUUGAAGAAAGAUAAUGCUGAACAAUACUAUUAUACUAUUGCCAAGUUGGGUUUGACUGAUGAUGUUAUUACCAGGGAAUUUAACAUGGGUAGACAAUACUUACAAGAUUAUAAGGUCUGGGGUGACAAGCAAUUGAUCAAGUUAUCCGAUAAACAAAAGAAGAAGGAAGCCCAAGUUGUUGAAUUGCAAAAGAGGGUUGUUGGUUACAAUCAAUUGGCCAAAAGAAAUCAUGAAGAAAUUCAACGUAUUUCAGAAUCAAAACGUUAA